Molecule: messenger RNA, 1875 nt
Organism: Corythoichthys intestinalis (scribbled pipefish)
Lineage: Eukaryota; Metazoa; Chordata; Actinopteri; Syngnathiformes; Syngnathidae
Product: gastrula zinc finger protein XlCGF57.1-like
Exons: 3
Coding region: 93-1568 (491 amino acids)
Source: RefSeq, a predicted model, not a curated record
GCAACAUUUGUUUACCCAUCCGGGAUGUGCAGUUCUUUCCUGUCCCCUUCGAACAAACGAGGUCACGACAAACAACUGAAAAACGAAAGAAAAUGAGGUGUCCCACAGACGUCACUGUCGAAGAUCUUCACUCUGAAAAGUGCAAUCCCCUCCACAUCAAAAUGGAGGAGGAGUCGGAGAUGCCAUACGUCAAACAGGAGGCGGAGCCAUGGACGCCCUACUUGAAAGAAGAAAAGCAGGAAAAUGAAAUCACCAAAUUUCCAAUGACUGUCAGUGUGAAGAGUGAAGAAGGUCCCAGGGAAGAGAGCGGCGCAGCGAAACAUUCGAGUGACAGCUCCUUUCAGCACCUGACAACAGAAGAUGAGGGACGAUCACAACCGGAUAGCUUCUUAGCUCCACUUUCGGACAGCGAUGACGUAACGUCACACUCUUCUGACUUUAAUACUGCUGGGGAGGAUGAUGACUUUGACCAAAAUGCUUCAAAAUCCUUAAAUGAGUCAUCAUUGAAAAAAGACACUCAAGAAAGCGCAGUGAGGAAAUCUUUUCCCUGCUCACUUUGUGAUAAAACAUUUUCUUGGAAGCAUCAUUUAAAAACACACAUGCGUACACACACCGGUGAGAAGCCUUUUGGCUGCACGUUUUGUGGUAAAAGAUUCGCCGACAAGGGAUAUUUGAACGAACACACAAGAACACACACUGGGGAAAAGCCUUUCCUCUGCACAAUUUGCGAUAAAAGAUUUUCUCAGAAGACUUAUUUAAGAAAGCAUCAGCGUACACACACUGGGGAGAAGCCUUUCGCCUGUACACAUUGCGAUAAAAGAUUUUUUCGGAAGACUUGUUUAAAUAGACAUAAACGUACUCACACUGGAGAAAAGCCUUUCGCUUGCACACUUUGCGAUAAAAGAUUCACCGAGAAGGGAAGUUUAAACAAACACACUAGCAAGCACACUGGAGAGAAGCCUUUCGCCUGCACACUUUGCGAUAAAAGAUUUUUUAAGGAGAGUGAUCUAAAAAAUCAUCAGCGCACACACACUGGAGAGAAGCCUUUUGCCUGCUCACUGUGUGGUAAAAGAUACUUCACAAAGGCAAAUUUAAGCGUUCACAUAAGAACACACACUAAACAGAAGCCCUUCGUCUGCACACUUUGUGAUAAAAGAUUUAAUCAGAAGGCUCAUUUAGAAGUGCAUCAGCGUACACACAGUGGAAAGAAGCCUUUCGUCUGCGCAAUUUGUGGUAAAAGAUUCGCCGAGAAGGGAAAUUUAAACGCACACACAAGCACCCACACUGGAGAGAAGCCUUUCGCCUGCACUUUUUGCGACAAAAGAUUUUCUCAGAAGAGUCAUUUAGAAGGACACACACAUACACACACUGGAGAAAAGCCUUUUCCCUGCUCAGUUUGUCACAAAAGAUUCCGUCAGAAGGGAAGUUUAAACAAACACGCACGCACACACACUGGGGAGAAACCUUUUUCCUGCUCGAUUUGUGAUAAAAGAUUCGCUCAGAAAGGAAGUUUAGUUUCGCACGCGAAAAGCCACACGUGGGAAAAAGCUUUGAAUUGCAGUGUGUGACUAAAUAUUACGAUUCCUGCCACGCAUUUAGAGUGAAAAAAGAAUUUCAAUUGCCUUAUUCAGUUUCCCUUGAGCCUCUAUUGAUAAAGUGGUUGAAACGAUUUUGCAGGUCCUGUUCUUUUUCACAACUAUCCAAAUAUUCUGAUUAAACAAUAAUAAUAAUGAACUGCAUUACAUUUUUCUGUUGGGAUUGUUCCACAACUUAUAUACUGCUUAAUGGUUUUCGUUAUUUUACUUUUGAAUGUUGACAUUUGAUAUCCAGCUCUGUAUUUCCUCAAAGCAAACCCCCUCUCUUCCACCUUCCUCU